UUUCAGCAAGAAUAGUGCAGCGGUAAGCGCAAUCUUUUUUUUUUUUUUUUUUCGAACGCGUUAAGCGAAAUAUGCAGGACCCUAUAUAGUAGGGAAGGCUUUUCCCCCCAGGUGUGUUUACACAACCAUAGGGAUAUUUUGGGGAAGUAGGGUGAUCGACCGAUGGGCGUCCAGACCACUUGUUGAUCGCGGCCAUGGCUCCUCCGGUGUCCUGCUGUCUCAGCGAGGAGGCCAAGCUCCAGCGGCGGGUGAACGAGGAGAUCGAGCGGCAGCUGAGCCGCGAGCGCUUCGAAGCCGGCCGCGAAUCCAAAUUCCUGCUGCUGGGGCCCGAAGAGGCGGGGAAGACGACGUUUCUCAAGCAGAUCCGCCUCAUCCAGGAGGGCGAUGCGCGGGAGGACCGCGCCGAGCACGUGCGUAGUGUCUACCAGGCUCUGCUGGGCGCCAUGCAGCGUAUCGUGCGCGCCAUGGACGCGCUGGGCAUUGCGUACAGUGACCCGUCGAACGCCGAGAGCGCCAUGAUGCUGGCCAGCGUGCGCUGCGAUACGCUCGAGCCACCGCUCACGGAGCCCGUGUCGGAGGCGCUGCGGCGCCUCUGGGAAGACGCCGGCGUGCGCGAGUGCUACGCGCGUCGUGCCGAGUACGGCGGCCUACCUCCGUUCCUGCCGGACGUGCAGCGCGUCACGCGACCCGGUUACGUGCCGUCGCGCGAGGACUACCUGCGCGUGCGCACACCGUCGCGCGGGGUGCUCGAGUACGCGUUCCAGCUGGACGACCACCCCGUGCGGCUCGUGGACGUGGGGGAACAGCGCUCGGAGCCCAAGAAGUGGAUCCACUGCUUCGAGGAUGUGAGUGCCGUGAUAUUCGUGGCCCCGCUAUCCGACUACGACGACCCGGACAAGAUGAACCGCGCGCGCGCUCUCUUCAGCACGAUCGCGUCCAGCCCGUGGUUCGCCGAGUCGCACCUGCUGCUGCUGCUGAACAAGAAGGACUUGCUGGAGCAGAAGAUCAGGCGCUCGCCGCUGGGCGCCUACUUCUCGGCGUACCGGGGCCCGCCGGGCGACGCCAAGGCGGCGCGCGAGUUCCUGCGCCGCUUGUUCGCUGAGCUCAAGCCCGAGCGGCCCGUCUACUACUUCUUCACAUGCGCCAUCGACACAGACGACGUUAAGUACGUGUUGCCCACGCUGCGCGAGAUCGCCUGCCUGCGCUCGUGCCCCACAAGGGGCCGGCAGCCGUCGGACGCGUCCACAGCCAGCAACGCGGCGGCAACCGCGGCCUUCCAGUUGCCCGCCUGACAAGAGCCCUUCCUGGAGCCGGCCUGAUUCGGCGCACCAGUUGGGAGGGUCGGCCGUUCAGGAAUGCGCGCUUGUUGACUGUGAUCCGGCGCUCAUAUCGAGGGCGUUCUUCCUGUAAGUGCACUGUGCUUAGAAAAAUGAACACAACCUUGUGAUUUCUGUUUUCCUGUUUCAAUGUAGUUACAAUCAACAAAGUGCACUAAACAAUUGCUGCGUGCUCAUCUUCACACCAUGUUUUUCAACAUGUAAACGAUUAGGUCGUGGCGCUUUUUUGAGGGAAGCUGAGAAUGCCGGCUGUGAAAUGUUUCUCAUCUCUCAGUUUCAUCGGCGGCGUUGAUCCGUAAAGAUUGCCUGUCAUCUGC
Dermacentor silvarum is the source of this 1654-nucleotide messenger RNA. Its product is annotated as guanine nucleotide-binding protein G(q) subunit alpha. The record is from RefSeq and is a predicted model, not a curated record. The coding region runs from base 195 to 1292 and encodes 365 amino acids. Lineage: Eukaryota; Metazoa; Arthropoda; Arachnida; Ixodida; Ixodidae. Gene Ontology annotation, cellular component: heterotrimeric G-protein complex. Gene Ontology annotation, biological process: adenylate cyclase-modulating G protein-coupled receptor signaling pathway. Gene Ontology annotation, molecular function: G protein-coupled receptor binding; G-protein beta/gamma-subunit complex binding; GTPase activity. The transcript has a single exon.